ACCGCGAGCUCGUGCAUCAUGCGACGACGACUCGAUCCUAUCGAGUGCGUAACGAGUCGCGAGCUCAAUUGCUAGCCGGUACCGAUAAUACCGAUUUAUUGUUCGCGACGCAACUGCCGUGAGAUUAACGACGGGAGAAAAAAGUGUGGGUGGGUGUGUGCAGUGCAGCUGUUUCGCGAUGACGAUAUGAGCCCAAUGAUGAUUAGGAACUAUAUCACGAUCCUGUUGCUGCUAUGGCUUCGAGUUGGCUCGGCCUCGGCCCAAGAGAUGCGCUGCUGCUUGAUAGCUCAGGAGCCAUGUCGCAGCGUCUGCUCCAAGAUAUCACUGGCUUCCCUGGCGGACGACUCUCUGGCUAGGGAGAACGCAACGAGGACAUUUUCACAAGUUUGCUCUCUUGAUUUGGUGGAGUUUUGGAAUUGCGUCAACUCAACUUUAAGAGAGGCACGAGAGCAGGAAAAUUGGUCGGGUCGAGCAUGCUGUCGCGAGGCGCGCAGUCAGCUCUGCCGGGCCAGCUGCGCCCGGGUCGGCAGCAGACGCGAGCUCGGCGGCUCGUGUCGUUGGAGCGACGAAGCACGGCUCGCCGAGUGCCUGGACCGACGCGACGAGGCCGAGCAGUGCUGCGCCAGCGUCCAGGACGCCUCGUGUCGCGCCACUUGCCGGGAUCUGCUGUCCAAGUCGAGUAAGCGCAGCCAGGCGCUCAAGGCUUACAACGUCAAGGGCUGCUUCCACCAGGUUCCGAGCUGCAUGAAGCCUGCCCUGGAUCAGGACAAAUCGCCCGAAGACCCAAAAACAUAUAUGCACUGCUGCGAGCAAGCGACCAGGCCAGGCUGCAUGGACGUGUGUCGGCGCUCGCUGCACGGGAUCUCGUCGAUUCAGGAGGUGCUCGACGCCCUGGAGGAGCGUUGCGGCCCUGUGCUGCCGCACAGCCCUUUCUGGAGCUGCUUCCUCAAGUCGUCUCCGAACAAGCCGCAGAAGUUGCCGUUGAACGCGGCCAAGCUGGCCUGCUGCUCGAAAGCCUCGCGAGCCCACUGUCAGAGCCUCUGCCGCAGGGCCUUCCACUCGGACUGGUCGGCCUGGCAGCAGCUCGAUGCGACCUGUCUGGCCUCGAACCUCGAGGGCGAGCUCAGACGCUGCCUGGACGACACCGAGGACGCCUGCGAGAUCGGCUGCUCCGGCUUGUCGUUUUGCUCGAGCUUCAACGACCGGCCAACAACACUGUUCAGAACGUGUAACGCCGCAGCCGACGAGUCAGCCCGAUGGGAGGCCGACCUGUGGAUGCAGGGCGGCAUCAUAAGCGGCCUCGGGGUGCCGGUGAGGGCGGCCUCCUCCUGCCCGGAAGAGACGCUGCGCGCGGCCGCCUGCCUCCUGCAGCUGAGACCCUGCGAGUCGCGCUCGCACGAGACCCGACUCUGCCGCGAGGACUGCCUCGAGCUGCUGACCAGAUGCGUCGACUGGUCGGCCGUGAAGGGCCACAACGCGGCCACUCUCUGCGCCAAGCUCUCGCCCCUGAAAGCCGACAUGGCCUGCGUCUCGAUCAGGCCCUUCCUCGAGGACCCGAGGGAGCAGAACGAGCUGCUGGUGCCACCGCCCACCAAGAUCGAGGAGGACAUCAACGUGCCUUGCAGGAGCAAUCCUUGCCCGCAGGGCCAGAUCUGCUCGGUGCAUCCGGAGGACAGGCGGCCUUUCCGUUGUACAGCAGGCUGCAGUCUCGGCGAGAUGUCGAAGCAGCUGGUGGCGGCCGGCAGCUGGGUGCAAAUCCCGCGCUACGAACAUCCGAGCUGCUAUCGGCUCUGCCACUGCUCGACGACGGGCAAGCUGGAGAGAUGCCGCGAUCUCGCCUGUUCCACGUCUGGCUUGGCUUCGGUCCAGGCCUCGAGCGUGGCUUCGGGGGGCGGCAGCAGCUGCUGGGUGCAGGGCAGCUUCGUGGCGCAUCGCUCGACCUUCUACCUCGACUGCAAGCCCUGCCACUGCCUCGAGGGCGAGGUCACCUGCUCGCGCAAGGGCUGCAGCGAGCUGAGGAUGCACCAGCCCAAGCUCCCCUGCGACUGUCCGAAUCACUACGUGCCGGUGUGCGGCCGACUCGGACUCACCUACUCGUCGGCCUGCCUGGCCAAGUGCUCGGGUCUGCUGGCCAACGAGGUCGAGUACAACAGCUGCUCGGCCCGAGAGCCCUGCGCGGCCAAUCCCUGCCGAGCCGGCGAGAUCUGCCUGAGGCGGCCGCGGGUCUGCCUGGCGCCCAUUCACAAGCCCUGCGACCAGUUCGAGUGCGUGCCCAGCCUCAAGAUGUGCGAGCAGCGCCUGGCUCUCGACGAUCGUUUCUCCAAAGGCCCCGUCUGCGACACGGACCACCGCCAACACUCGUCUCUGUGCUCUCUGCUGCGCUCCGGCGCCAAGCUCGGCUACCGGGGUCCCUGCCUGCGCGGCUGCAGUCUACGCGGACCCGUCUGCGGCGUCAACGGCGAGACGUACGCGAGCGAGUGCGCCGCUUGGGCCGAGCGGGUCGCCCUCGACUACCCGGGAGCCUGUGUGGCCGUCGGCCUCGUCUCGGACCUACCGGCCCCGAGGUGCGGCAGUGCCGUCGCCUGUCCGCCCCUGGCGCGCCAACGCUGCGUCGGUGUCACUCCACCCGGCGCCUGCUGUCCCGUCUGUGCCGGGGCCGCGCGGCUCUUCUACUCCAAGAAACAGUUGGACCGCAUCUAUUACGAGCUGACGGACGAGUCGGACAAGCGGGUUGUGACGCUCGAGGCGAUGAUCGACGGACUGUCGCGGCAACUGGGGGUCGCCGAGUGCUCGCUGCGCGCCUCCAUCACCCCCGAGGGCGACAUCUUCCUCGUGAACCAGGCCGUGUCCAAGAGUCCGUCGGAGCUGCAGCUGUCGGCCUGCGUCGUCGAGAUCGAGAAGCUCGUGAGCCGCGUGGCCGAGCGCAGUCCCCGAAUCGUGCUCGAGGUGCCGCUCAGUGCACUCACUCGCGCCGAGGUGGCUCACUCGAGGAUCGUCUCGGCUGCCAAUUCUGCCGAGGCUGCUGACAGCUCGCGAUCGGUCAAGAUGCUCUGUGCGGCCAUCGUCGCCUUUAGACUCGCGAUAUUUCGGCUUGCGUAAAUCGGCUCGAUGGAAAUAAUUGACCAAUCAAUUGCAUUGAAAAUUUAUGCAAAUCGCUGAAGAAUGUCAACUUGAUUUUUUAUCAUAACUUAGUCAAAUUUCGCGUUCGAUUCAGUGCCUUAUAUACCGACAUUUUUUUUACAAAAUAAGCAUUAAAAGUAAACCAAAGAAGCAAUAUUUAUGAUAUGGUACAUUAGUUUUAAAUGAAUAUUCGUAUAUUAUUUUUCGUGGCAUUUUAUUCAUUAGAGCAUAUUGUUUUUCCAUUUAAAUAUUUGAUUAUUGUACAUUUACACGAUGUGAAAAUUACUGUAAAUAUGUUUUUAACUUUAAUGACUGCGCAACAUGUGUUUGUAUCUUUGUAAAUAACUUUUAAAAGAAAAAAGACCCAAGUAUAUGUACCAAAAUAGACGUUCAUUAUCGUCUAAAAAAUACCAAAUAAAAGUGUGAUUGA
This is a messenger RNA of Trichogramma pretiosum, 3550 nucleotides long. RefSeq names its product reversion-inducing cysteine-rich protein with Kazal motifs (gene Reck). Lineage: Eukaryota; Metazoa; Arthropoda; Insecta; Hymenoptera; Trichogrammatidae. Bases 187 to 3099 code for a protein of 970 amino acids. Gene Ontology annotation, cellular component: plasma membrane. The transcript is spliced from 10 exons. Gene Ontology annotation, biological process: extracellular matrix organization. The record is from RefSeq and is a predicted model, not a curated record. Gene Ontology annotation, molecular function: metalloendopeptidase inhibitor activity; protein binding.